Paramormyrops kingsleyae is the source of this 1605-nucleotide messenger RNA. Lineage: Eukaryota; Metazoa; Chordata; Actinopteri; Osteoglossiformes; Mormyridae. The record is from RefSeq and is a predicted model, not a curated record.
AACACCAUUUCAGCGAUUAACAAUCAAGUAGCCCGGACUUCCCAAGCAGACGCACCCCGUGGCAUGGCCGCGCGCACGUUUGAUUCGACUGCCCUGGUGUUCAGGUUGCAUGAGAGCGCCCCCCAGCUGGUUCGAGAGGUACUUCUGGAGCGCGGUUGGAUGGAGUAUAAUGAGCAAGAGCAGGAAGAGGGGGACUGGAACCUGUACUGGCGGGCUUCAGCGUUCCGCAGUGCAGACUUCACAAAUGUUCUGCCCUGGCAGAGACUUAACCACCAUCCAAAGACACUGGGAAUCACACGCAAAGACCACUUAGCCAGAAACCUCAAGAGGAUGAGGGGCACAUUUGGCUCGGCACUUUACAAUUUCAGCCCAACUGCCUAUAUCCUUCCAAAUAAUUACACAGCAUUCUUAGCAGAGUACACAAAGAGCCGACUGAGAAAUACUGGAAAAUCUGGAUACUGGAUUUGUAAGCCCGUAGAUCUGUCAAGGGGAAGAGGAAUAUUUAUAUUUGAGGACAUAAAAGACUUACUGUAUGAUUCUCCAGUCAUCGUGCAAAGGUAUAUUAGCAAUCCACUGCUAAUAUCAGGGUACAAGUUUGACCUUCGGAUAUAUGUUUGCGUGAAAAGCUUUCAUCCUCUAACCAUUUACAUCCAUCAGGACGGCUUGGUGCGAUUUGCGACGGAGAGGUAUAAUCUCUCCUCUUUGGACAACCCGUUUUCACAUCUGACUAAUACCAGCAUAAACAAAUUGGGCCCUUGCUACAGAACUGCAAAGCAGAGGGUGGGACUGGGGUGUAAGUGGACUAUGAACAAAUUCCGCUGCUUUCUGCACAGCCAGGACAUUGAUGAGCGUCUCCUCUGGCAAAGGAUCAACAAUAUAGUUACACUUACCUUGCUCACAAUAGCCCCAUCCGUUCCUUCUUCUCCUAACUGCGUUGAGCUUUUUGGGUUUGACAUUCUCAUUGAUGCCAACUUAAAACCUUGGCUUCUAGAAGUCAACUACAGUCCUGCAUUGACCCUGGACUGUGCAGCAGAUGUGACUGUAAAAAAGGAUGUUCUCAAUGACCUCAUUGAUCUGAUGAACUACAAGAAGGUCGAUGUCCUUAGACAAAAAGGUUACCAGCCGACCUGCAGAUCUGUUACCCAGCCUGACUGUACUGAAAUAGAGAUUGUGAUGGAAAACAAGAGAGUAUUACUACCAGAGAGAGUCAAGCAGAACUCAAGGCACUCAUCCCGGUGUCUUUGUAAGCUACCUGCUAUCCAUGUUCAAAAGUACCGGCUUCCCACCUUCUCCUGGAGUGCAAAAUCUCAAGAAAACGGUAAACCCCCUUCCCGUGUUGGGGGCUUCAUACUGACUUUCCCUUUCAAUGAGGUCACUCUAAAGGCUUCCAAGGACAAUCUCAACGUGAAGAUUGCAGUUCAGGAAGUUCACAAGCUACUAACUUGGUUGGCAUCACCCUGUAGCCACAAAAUGAAGAGACAGGGGGAGGGUGUUCUGGACCGGGGGGUGAAAACGGACAGCUUCCCAGCACUGUUUUGGGGACUGAGGAACCUACCUCUCCUCAGUGACCUGCUGCAUCACAAAGUGAUCAAAACACACAAGUAA